Messenger RNA from Fusarium falciforme, 2301 nucleotides. RefSeq lists its product as hypothetical. Bases 1 to 2301 code for a protein of 766 amino acids. Gene Ontology annotation, molecular function: protein binding. NCBI's taxonomy places the organism in Eukaryota, Fungi, Ascomycota, Sordariomycetes, Hypocreales, Nectriaceae. The record is from RefSeq and is a predicted model, not a curated record. The transcript is spliced from 3 exons.
AUGUGUCUCUGUAAUACGGUCCGCCAACUGGUAAAAGAAUAUGACGAGACAAAAGCCGAAAGCAUAGCUUCUGAACUCAAUCACCAUCUAUCAGCCGUUCGAUCGAUCUUAUCCAAGUCGAAAUUGCUUGCUCGUACCACUCACUAUCACGUCACACCCACAAAUCAACGAACAGCCAAGAUUCUGUCCAUACAAUCGCUCAACUCGGACCGCGUCAAUGACGUCUAUGAAAGAUUUAGGUUCGACUUGGAAGGCUUCUGGACGCCCUCCGAUACCUUGGCCCACGUCGAAUUACAUCGUCGGCUGGCUUGCAUCGUCAUAUUCCUCAGAUCCGAGUUGAACGCUCCAGCCUUGGUGCCACCGCACAUCGCUCGCUUCUUCGAGGGCCAGAAAGAUUCAGAACUCCGGCAUGCCGGGAGGAAGUAUAUCAAGAUGGCCCGUCGAAUUGGCAAUAUCGGAUCGGUCUUGUGGUUGCCCCUGGAUGUCCCGUUUUCUACAUACGAGAGAUAUGUCAAUAUCAACGAUGAAGAGAUCUUUUCUCACCUCAAGUCUAUUUUCUCGGGGGCCCCAAACCGUGAUGAAUUUGUGCGGAAUCUAAUUCUCGGCCAACUAAAGGGUAUACUCGCCACUCCCCUUCACUCGUUCUCUAGCUCAUAUCCAAAAAUAGAUCCCUCUCUGCCAUUAUCAAGUCACAAUCUCUUUGUCAACUACGCUGACUUUCUGGCGGACACGGACGUACUGCUCCUUCUUCUAGAAGCCUUUGGUGGCCACAACAUUCCUGAUACUCUUCUGCGGAGCGUGAGCUCUCCUCAAAGGCGGUGGAAUGCAGCCGGCGAGAUACAAACUACCGAUGCCACUCAAUUUGGUCUACCAUCUGAGUUGGUAGAUGUGUUGUCGGAUAACGCCCGGCUUGCCCAGUCUCUCACUUCUGUAUACAUCAAGAAGCACACACUCGACGAUGGGACUGUAACAUGGUCCAUUGACCCUGUGUCUAACCCCCAGCUCUUUUCCACUCUUUUACCCGAGGUAGCGGAAGCUUUGAGGAGUGUUGCCCUUAAACUCUUGUGCUUUGCUUGUCCACCUUGCUACGAAGGCAAUACCGCUUGGUCCCCACUGACCAAGAGUCUGGUAUGGGACUUGAUGCAUAAAUUAAUCCAAGAAAACAACAAGAUCGCCAUCUCACUCAAAGAUCAAUUUCUCGAUGCCCUCCUCUACUUCUCCGAGCGGGACUCUUUCUCGAUCCGUUGCCUAGCUACCCAUGUUGCCAGGGCCUUUUUGCGGCCCUCGAUGCCGUAUUACUUGCAUGCUUCGGUGAUAUUGUUCCAGAGUAUCUUGUACCGCCUUGAAGGGGGUUUUAUAGAGUCAGAUACUCACAUAGGCCAUUUUCUCUGCCAAAAUCGCCGUCCUAUCACCCGCAGGGACCACGCAUUAAAAGGCAGACUUCACCUCGUUGUGAUCGAGAAUAAGAUCCAACGCCACGACAGCGAUACAGCUUUACGAAUCUACGAAUGGAAGGCGGAGCACCCGCCUUCGGACCUUGAGCUUGAAGUCACACGUCGCCUCCAGGGUGUCGCGGCGAGUUUCUUUCAGUCCAUGGGUGAUUUUGACAAUGCAAGAGAAUCACUGGAGCAGUAUCUAAAUCUUGGCACUGUCCAGCCCAUCCGAACGACGACACGGCGUCUCAUAGUCGCCAGGCUAGCAGACAUUUAUUGUGAGAUCGGCUGGUACGACAAAGCAAAUGAACUUCUCGGAGCAGAGUUGGAGAAUAUGCGAGAACCUGACAAGAAAAGCCGGCCCUGCCGAAGACUGCUGUUGGCAUCAGUGGAAGCCAACAUUGGACAAGGCAGAACAGACAUUGCUGAGUCGACUAUUCAAGACCUAGCUGCCAUCGAACCAGCGGGGCUAGAAGAAAUGAACGACCAGUUGCUGCGUAUGCGAAGACUCAUGACCACAUCUCGCGUGGCUCACCAAAAAGGUCAUUUCCAAGACGCUCUUCGUUUAUGGAAAUUCACGCUGCAAGAAAUGGAACAUUUCACGGCAUUCUAUGCCAAGUACGGCUUCAUCGCGGUGGUAAUCCAUCUUUCCAUCGCCCAUGCCCAAAUCGAGUUGGGUGAGGUGGAAGAUGGCAAGAGGUCAUGGGAUAUCGCGGCAGACAUGCUCAAAAGCCAGCGGUGUGAAUACGGGAUUCCCAUAGUGUCUACGAGUUGGCUGAAGAACGUUGCUGGAGCAAUCCACCAAUUAAAGGGAUGGCCGUUGAGGGUGAUGCUGCCUGGCAACAAACCUGAUCUCACAUGGGUGUAG